Molecule: messenger RNA, 1103 nt
Organism: Tribolium madens (black flour beetle)
Lineage: Eukaryota; Metazoa; Arthropoda; Insecta; Coleoptera; Tenebrionidae
Product: pancreatic lipase-related protein 2-like
Exons: 6
Coding region: 54-1046 (330 amino acids)
Biological process (GO): lipid metabolic process
Molecular function (GO): lipase activity
Source: RefSeq, a predicted model, not a curated record
GAAAAACUCGAUUGGUAUAAUACGUGUUUGGUUAAAUUGAAACAAGUGUCAGAAUGUUUAUUUUGCAAUUACUCAUAUAUCAAUUAAUGGCAAUAGGCAAUUUGGCUGAAAUUUUGUCAGAAGUGACAAUAGAAAAAAUGUUUUUUCAGUUUCAAGGCGCGGUGAAUUAUUUUUUAGGGAUUGCAGAUGUUCCAAAUAUUAGUCAGGAUGUUACUUUUAAUCUCUAUACGAGAAAAAAUCCACAAAUUGCUCAAAUACUACCCUCUAGUUACCCCUCUCUUAUACCUCUGUCAAACUUCAAUCCUAAUUUAAACACUUAUUUCGUGAUACAUGGGUAUACAGAUCACAAACAUCGAGAAAUUAUCGCACAGUUGAGACUGGUAUUGAACAACGCUGAAGACUCUAAUGUUAUCGUGGUGGAUUGGAGCCGUUUGGCGGCAUUUAUCUACUUCGACGCUGUCAACCAUACAGUUCCUGUUGGAACAUACGUUGGAGAAUUUUUAUCUCUUCUGGAAUCAAAUUUCAUCGACCUCAAAACUGUUCAUUUAAUCGGCCACAGCCUAGGUGCCCAUAUUUCAGGCAUUGCUGGCGCUUAUGUCGGAGGACGAGUUAGGCGAAUCACGGGACUGGACCCUGCUGGCCCCCUUUUCGAAUUGAUAGAAGAACGCGACGAAUCCCUCUCGCUUGAUAAAACCGACGCUCUUUUCGUCGAUGUUAUUCAUACCGACGCUGACGAGUUUGGGAUAACUAAACCGAUUGGUGAUGCCGACUUUUACCCAAAUGAAGGAACCUCACCUCAACCGGGGUGUACUAACCUGUUAACUGUUGGUUUGUUGUUAGUGCGUCAUAUAAGAUCGGUUGAAUUUUACACCGAAUCGGUUAUUAACAAGUAUCCUUUUGAGGCAAGGCAUUGUAAUAUUUCUCGAGGCGACUACACGUGUUUGGAGGAAGAACCGGUCCAUAUGGGUCAUUACUUAUCAAUUCAGGCCCGAGGUGUUUACUUUUUGGAGACAAACUCCGAACCACCCUUUGCUAAACGUACAUGAAUAUAAGUAAUAAAAUUGUUUGGAGUUGUGAAAUAAAUGUGUGCGCUAUUGUUUGCA